UUUUUGUUUUAAUAAUAAUGGAUUAAGGGAUUAGUAAUGGAUUUUCUUUGAGAAAGAUUUGCAAAUAACGACUCAAGGGUGUAUUUGUAUCCCUGAUUUAAACAAACCCAAAUGUCUCGAAUUAUUUUUUAAUUGUUGAUUAGAAAACAGUGAAAGUUGUUUCUGCAUAUAUGAAAAUGGCUGAGUAAUUUAUAAUUUGAAAAUUUAGAUUGAUGGAAUUAGGAGUAAGUGCAGUUGAAAAAUUGGAAUUAGGUAGAAAGCCUUUUCCAAAAUUACAUGCUAUUUAUUUUAUUUCGCCCACUUAGGAAUCAAUCUAAAGAGUGUUGGAUGAUUUCAAAGAUAAAAAAAAUCCACAAUAUGGUGUUGUUCAUUUAUUUUUAUCAAAUGAAAUAGAAUAAGGAUUGAUGUAAAAAAUUGCUUAAUGUAUAGAAUGCAUAUAUAAUUAUAGGUAAUUCAUUAAUAACAAAAAUUGCUUCAUUUAAAAUUGUGAAUUUAGAUUUCGCUUGUACAUCUGAUUAAGUAUUUACAAUAGAGACUCCUGAGUUUUUAACUAAGGCAUAUAAUACUUCAUAAAGUAAAUUAAUUAUUAAAUAUAUUUUAGAUGAGUAAUAAUUAUUGAAAGAAGCAUCAUUCAAGUUAGCUACACUUCUGAUAUCAUUUAACAAAUUUUAUAGUUUUGAAUUUUUAUACAAUUAAGCAGAAAAUAAAUUAUCAGAAUAAGUAGCUAAAUUAACAGCUACAAGAUUACAAGAACUGUUAAAUUCUUUUGUUAAGUAAAAAAAUGAAUAGUAUGAUAAUAUUGAAAAAGAAGCAGGAAAGAUAACUGUGAUGAUAAUAGAUAGAUCAUAUGAUGUAGCUACACCAUUAUUACAUGAUUUUUAUUAUUAAUCCAUGAUAUAUGAUUUAUUGGAUAUAACAAAUGAUAUAUAUGAAAAUGAAGUAGAAGCUAAUGGAAAAUAAAUAAAAUAGAAAGUCAUAUUUAAUGAAAAUGAUGAUUUAUUCAAUAGAUAUAAGUAAAUAAAUUAUUUUAUAAUCCUAGAUAUCGACAUAUAAUAUAAGUUUUAGAAGGAAUUCCUGUAGAAUUUAGGGAAUUUAUACAUAAUAAUACAACUGCUAAGGUUCAUUAAGGAUAAAUGAAUAAUUUAGAUUUGAAUUAGAUGUCAGAAAUUGUUAAGACAUUACCUUAAUAUAAUGAAUUAUUAGGAAAGUACACUUUACAUAUGGUAUAAUAAUAUUUAAAAGUUAUAUAAAGAAAUUAAUUGAAAAGAGUUGGGCUAUUUUUGAAAAUAAGGGUCUAAAAGAAAUAGGGGAAAUUGAAUAAGGUUUAGUAACAGGUAUUGAUGGAGCUGGUAAAAGUAUUUCAACUACAAAAAUAUAAAGUUAAGUUGCAACUAAAUUAAUGAGUGAAACAUUAGAUGAUUAUGAUAAAUUAAGAUUAAUUUUAUUAAGUAAUUUAUCUAUAUUAUGUAGCUUCAAUUGGUUUGGAAAUGUCAGAAAAAGAUAGGAAAAUAUUAACUGAUAAAAUAAAAGUUGAACAUUAAUAAGCUAUAUUAAAUUUAAUAUAUUUAGGAAUCAAUCCUUAAAAAGGUGGUUAAAAAAAGGUAUAUUUUUAGUAAAAUAACUAUAUAGUCAAAAUCUUCUAAUAGAAUUAAUGAUGACUUAAAAAAAUAAGCUAAACAUAAAUUGGCUAGUGCUUGUACUGAAUUAUCUAGAAAUACUCCUUUAAUUGAAACAUUAGUCGAAAGUUAUAUUGAAUCUAAUUACAAAAAACCAUAAAAAUUUGAUUCUUUUAUAAUAAAUGAAGAUGGUAUUGGUGGUAAAGGUAGUGGCAAAUCAAUUAGAAAAGGAGGAUAAUUAGCUAGAAUGAUGUAAAAUGAUGCUAGUGAUGAUACUAUCAAUUAUACAUAAAAAUUAGUAAAUUUUUUUAUUAUGAAAUAGAUUAUUUUUGUUAUUGGAGGUAUCAGUUAUUCUGAAAUAAGAAGUCUAUUAAGUAACUAAAAAAUUACUAGUGCAUAAAUUACUGUAAUUUAAUUUAUAAUUAUUAAAAGUUAGUUGGAUCAACUAAUAUAAUGAAACCAAAAGACUUUUGUUAAGGAUUAUUAGACAUGAAGACUAUUUGA
This is a messenger RNA of Paramecium sonneborni, 2120 nucleotides long. NCBI's taxonomy places the organism in Eukaryota, Ciliophora, Oligohymenophorea, Peniculida, Parameciidae. The record is from the annotation of a GenBank genome assembly.